AUGAUUCUUAAAGAAACCUUUGUGGACAAUAUUACAGGCGGAGCACCAACUGUCCAGGAAAUGAUUGCGAAUAAGGAUGAAAUGAUGAACAUGCUGCAUCGCGGCGGUUUCGUUGCACGAAAAUUCACCAGUAAUAGUCAAACAUUUUUAGAAACGGUGGACGCACCGGAUCUGGAACCCCCUCUCUCAUGGGAUGACUCGCCCGACCGUGCUUUCGCUUUUUUAGGUUUAAUUUGGCUACAUAAUGGAGAUUGUUUUGCGUACCGAGUAAACCCCGGCACUCGACCCUUCACAAAACGCGGCAUCAUCAGUACAACUUGUAGUAUAUUCGACCCCUGCGGCUGGUUAGCGCCCGCAGUAUUUUUAGCUAAGGCUCUGAUACAACAGCUCUGGAUCACGAAAAUAGAUUGGGACGACCCGCUCCCCGCAGAGCUAACUAAGCAAUGGACCACUUUUCUGGCGGAUCUACCAAGCCUGAAAAACCUGCGCAUCCCACGUUUCAUUCCAGGUCUGGAAAACCCGAUACAAGUACAUGGUUUUUGUGAUGCUAGUGAACGCGGCUAUUGUGCGGUCGUAUACCUGAGAACGCUGCUACCUAGCGGCGACAUCGAGACAACUUUACUCCAGACAAUUGGGCGCAUAGCUCCAUUGCAGCGCGUAACUUUACCCCGUUUAGAGCUAUGCGGCGCCGAUUUGCUCUGCGAACUACUUCAAGCAGUUCUCCCGAGCUUGAGAGAUCAUCAUGUGAUAGAGAAAAUUCACGCCUGGUCCGACAGCACCAUUACUCUACAAUGGAUUUCGACCCCGCCGUACAAGUUAUCCACGUACGUCGCUAAUAGAGUUUCCCGGAUUCAGACCAGCGAUCCCGAGCUCCUCUGGGGGUACGUACCCUCAGCUCAAAAUCCCGCCGAUUUGGGAUCACGCGGCCUCAUGCCGUCACAGCUUCUAAAUAGCACACUCUGGUUUCAUGGACCCGAGUGGCUGAAAGCGCCUUCAUCAGAAUGGCCUAGGCAACCCGCCGCACUCUCUACAGACACAUCUGAAUUAAAGAAG
Molecule: messenger RNA, 1053 nt
Organism: Bemisia tabaci
Lineage: Eukaryota; Metazoa; Arthropoda; Insecta; Hemiptera; Aleyrodidae
Source: RefSeq, a predicted model, not a curated record